This is a messenger RNA of Vespa crabro (European hornet), 2251 nucleotides long. Its product is annotated as ATP-binding cassette sub-family F member 2. NCBI's taxonomy places the organism in Eukaryota, Metazoa, Arthropoda, Insecta, Hymenoptera, Vespidae. The transcript is spliced from 9 exons. The record is from RefSeq and is a predicted model, not a curated record. Gene Ontology annotation, molecular function: ATP binding; ATP hydrolysis activity. Bases 144 to 2048 code for a protein of 634 amino acids.
GAAAAAUUUAUACGUAUCAGGUAGUACCAUCUGUGAGUCAACCUGAUAAACUAUUCUUCCACUCAAUGGCUUUGCCUUUAUCCGUGCACGUGUGUUCUGUGUCGGAAGAAUCGUUCAUUUUUUGGCGCACAAUUAGAUAAAAUAUGCCGUCCGACGCGAAAAAGAAACAACAACAGAAAAAGAAAGAAGCCGCUAAGGCUAGACAAUCUGGCAAAAAACCAACUAUCAAUCAAACAAAAUCCGCAGAAGAUGGAAAGGAUCUAAAUGCUGCGUCGGAGGAACCCAUUCAAAAUGGAACUAAUGGAACGACUAUUAGCGUAGAAGAGGCAUUAUGUUUCAAGCUAGAAGCAGAUGCUAGGCUCAAUGCUGAAGCACGUUCAUGUACUGGAUCUCUGGCUUCACAUCCACGAAGUAGAGAUAUAAAAAUAUCAAAUUUUUCUAUUACCUUUCACGGUUGCGAAUUAUUACAAGAUACUAUGCUUGAAUUAAAUUGUGGAAGACGUUACGGUUUACUUGGCCUUAAUGGUUCUGGAAAGUCUACUUUAUUGGCAGUACUUGGAAAUAGAGAAGUUCCUAUACCAGAUCAAAUUGAUAUUUUUCAUUUGACCAGAGAAAUGCCCGCUAGCAAUAAAACAGCUUUAGAAUGUGUCAUGGAAGUUGACGAAGAAAGAGUAAGACUUGAGAAACUUGCCGAGGAAUUGGUUGAUUGCGAGGAAGAAGAUGCACAGGAACAAUUAAUGGAUGUAUAUGAACGAUUAGAUGAUAUGGCUGCUGAUACUGCAGAAGCUCGUGCUGCUCAUAUUUUACAUGGUUUAGGUUUUACUCCUCAAAUGCAAAAAACUGCUACGAAGGAUUUUUCAGGAGGAUGGCGUAUGCGUAUAGCUCUUGCUAGAGCACUGUAUGUGAAACCUCAUUUAUUGUUACUUGAUGAACCAACUAAUCAUUUGGAUUUGGAUGCUUGUGUUUGGUUGGAGGAAGAAUUGAAAACGUAUAAACGAAUUUUGGUUAUCAUCUCUCAUUCACAAGAUUUUCUUAAUGGCAUUUGUACAAAUAUUAUACAUGUCAAUAAGAAACAAUUAAAAUAUUACACAGGAAAUUAUGAAGCUUUUGUUAAAACAAGAAUGGAAUUAUUGGAGAAUCAAGCGAAACAAUACAAUUGGGAACAAGAUCAAAUUGCCCAUAUGAAAAAUUAUAUUGCACGAUUUGGGCAUGGUUCUGCUAAAUUGGCAAGACAAGCUCAAUCAAAAGAGAAGACAUUAGCAAAAAUGGUGGCACAAGGUCUUACGGAAAAAGUUGUCAAUGAUAAAGUAUUAAAUUUUUAUUUUCCAUCUUGUGGAACUAUACCACCACCUGUUAUCAUGGUGCAGAAUGUGAGUUUUCGUUACAAUGAAAAUUCUCCCUGGAUAUAUAAAAAUUUGGAAUUCGGUAUUGAUUUAGAUACUAGGCUUGCUUUAGUUGGUCCUAAUGGUGCAGGAAAGAGUACAUUAUUAAAAUUACUUUAUGGUGAUUUGGUCCCUACAAGUGGUAUGAUACGUAAAAAUAGUCAUCUACGUAUAGGAAGAUAUCAUCAGCAUUUACAUGAGCUUUUAGAUUUGGAUAUUUCUCCAUUGGAUUAUAUGAUGAAAGCUUUUCCAGAUGUUAAAGAACGAGAAGAAAUGCGCAAAAUUAUUGGUCGUUACGGACUUACUGGACGUCAACAAGUCUGUCCAAUUCGUCAAUUAUCUGAUGGUCAACGUUGUCGUGUAGUAUUUGCUUGGUUGGCUUGGCAAGUACCACAUUUAUUAUUUCUUGACGAACCUACAAAUCAUCUUGAUAUGGAAACAAUAGAUGCACUUGCAGAAGCAAUUAAUGAUUUUGAUGGUGGAAUGGUUCUAGUAUCUCACGAUUUCAGAUUGAUAAAUCAAGUCGCAGAAGAGAUAUGGGUGUGUGAAAAUGGGACAGUUACAAAGUGGAGUGGUAAUAUUUUGAAUUAUAAGGAACAUCUUAAAAACAAAAUUCUCAAUGAUAAUCAGAAAAGGCAAAAGGAUUUUAUCAAUAGAGGAAAAUAAUGCAAGGCCCUUUAUUAUUCAAUAUAUAUUAAUACAUUUCUCCUUUUAUCCAGAGCACUCUCUAUUACUUUCAAAUUUUAUCUAUGGUCUUGAUCGUUUAUUGUCACUGCACUUAUGCUGCUGUGUAGCGUACCGGUGACACGAGAUUACCUAGUUAAUUUAUUUAAAUAAUACGUCAUUAAAAUAUACAACAAAUGUACACA